GCUCGGAGUUCCUUCUCCUCCUUCUUGACCACCUCUUCACAAUCCCCUCGUUUUCGUUUGUUUGCUGCUUUCACCGGCGCUACUUCCUACGCUCGUUCAACGCGGCGCCUGACCGUCGACCGCCGUCUAUCGAUACACGACACAUCGCCCCCGCGUUUUAUAGGAUCGCCAGCCAAACCCCACGCGGCGCCGGCCUAACUGUCUCACCCUCCCGGUCCCCCGGUCGUCUGCAAGCAACCGACAUCGUCGACCGUUCCAGAGAAAUUCGCCAUGGUCUGGCACCGAGGCUAUGGACCAACGUAGCGAGUCGGGCCGCGAGCCCAUGUGGCCGCCGUAUCAGCACCCUCCUCCGCACCCUUCGCAACACCCGUACCCCCAACACCCGUUGCAUCGGGCUGCCUCCAACGUCUCUGCCCUAAGCGACCCCAGCUACACGCCAUACGAUGCGCCGCCUUCUCACCACACGCAGCUCUCGCCGCCGUCGCAACAGCAGCAGCAGCAGCAGCAGCAGUACUACCUACAUCAACAACAACACCAGCUACGCGGCCGCGAGUCCCUCGUCUCUUUAGACUCGCAACGCCGCCACUCGGCUCCGUCAGAAGCUGGCCACGCACCUGACGGGAGCCGAUAUCACGCUUCUUCAGCGGCGCCUGUCUGGCCCGGGUCGUUUUCGUACUCGGGCGCGACUGGCGGAUACUCACCCGUGUCUGGAGGGCCUGGCACCGGACCCUAUGUCGGCCGCAAGGUCUCCAUGGGCACCCGCAAGUCGAGCUACGCAUCCUCGCUGCGGCACGCCCCCGUCCCCGAGGAAGACGAGUAUGACUUGUCGCUGCUCCGGUCAGCGGCGCCCAUGGGCAGCGAGCCGCGGUACGACGCCAUCCCCGAGGAGGAGUCUGUGGUACCCAUGUUCGACGUCACCACAGCGCUAGGACCCAUGGAUUCGCACGACGCAGCCUUCGUCAAGAAGCUCCAAGAAGAGGAGGCAAGGGGACACCUAACGGGCGGACUCGGCCAGGGUUUCGCCAAAGAUUCGAGAGUACGCGUGAGGGACCAAGAGCUGCUGACAUCUCCCACGGCAAUGCAGCGAAGGCUGACACGGUCGUUCACCCGACGGAGAUCGAUAAAACCCUUCAGCCGGACCGAGACGAUUCGCGAGGUGGGCCAGGACGAGGCGAACCGGCGCGGUGAAGUCAUCGAGGUGGUUAUGGAACAGGCCGCGGGCGGCGCAGACCUGAGCAACAUGGAGGGAUCUCACAUGCUCUUUGACUCGCAGUCGCGGAGGUCUACCGCCUUUGGCCUCAAGGAGCAGUCCACCCAAGUCUUUUACCCGCAACCCAACUGGAGACCGUUCGCCAUGAGAUGGCCCUACCUAACGAUCCUAAUACUCCUCUCCAUCGGCCUCGGCGCCAUGCAGGAGAUCCUAUUCCGCCACUACAGGGACACGGCCAUACUAAAGUUCAAGUCGCCAGAGGACGUCAAGCCCGGGCUGUACUUUGCCGUCAAGUUCGCGCCCAUGUUGUCCGCCGUCAUGUAUGGCGUCUUGUGGCAGUUCACCGACUUCGAGGUCCGUCGGCUGGAGGCGUACUACCAGCUUUCCAAGCCCGGAGGCGCCCUGGCGGCCGAGUCGAUCAACGUCGACUACGUGACGAGCUUCAACUUCUUCCGGCCGUUUCGGGCAAUACAUCUAGGCCAGUACGCGGUGGCCGUUUCUUCGAUCGCGACGACGCUCGCCGUCUCGCUCGUGCCGACGUUUGCCGCCGCCUCGGUCGUGCUCAGCCCAAGCCGAGAAGAGCGACUCAAGAACCCGGGCAGCGAGAAGCUGCUCAACUUUUCGGCAGCAUGGUCGAGGUUGCUGACGGCAACGCUGGUGGUAUGUGCCGUGCUAGGCUGCAUCUUGAUGUACCUGCUGCAGCGCCGACGCUCCGGCUUGCUGGGCGAUGUGCGAGGAAUCGCCGGCCUCGCGUCCAUGGCCGUCGUGAGCCACAUCUUGAUGGACUUUAAAGACAUGGACACGGCCAAGCACAAGGAUAUUCACCACAAGCUGAAGCAUAACCGGUAUAUGCUGCGCAACUCGUCGCUGGCCCCAGAUGACGAGAACCCUGCCACGUCGCAGGAGAGGGAUCGAUUCCAGGAUACACACCUGUCCGAGAACCCUCACCCACUCAUGCUCCGGCCCGCGGGCUGGGUGCCGUUCAUCAUCGGCCUGCUGGCGUUUACGGGCUUCAUCCCGACGUUUCUGUUCACGCCGGCCGACAUACUCACGGACAAGGCGCCGUGGCUGAUCACAGCGCUGGCAGUCUGCUUGAAGCUGUCGUGGAACGCCUUGGAGACGGCAGUGCGCAUGAUGGAGCCGUAUUACAUCCUCUCGAGACGGCACGCGCCGCCGAGCACGCUUACGCUCGACUACACGGCGCUGCCGUUUGGCUACCUCCCGCUGCGGGCCCUGUUCAACGGGCACUUCCUCGUGUUCGCAGUCGGCUUCGGCAGCAUCAUGGCCGAGUUCCUGACCAUCCUGGUCUCGGGCCUGGCGACCGUCGACGGCAAGGACUUUCUCAUGGAGGACCCGCAGGACGGGGGCGGCCAGGACCAGCAGCAGCAGCGGCCGACGGGGGCGGCAGACAAGGGCCGUUUCAUCAACUCGGGCCAGGAGACGUUCAUGUCGUUUUUCGUGUCGUUUGGGCUCUCCCUCUUCAUCCUGCUGUACAUGGCGACGACGGCGUGCGUCGUCUUCUUCCGGCGGCGGCACCCGUUCCUCCCGCGGCAGCCCAACACGAUCGCGUCGGUGCUGGCCUUUAUCCACCAGAGCAAGAUGCUGUACGACUUUGUGGGCACGCACAAGUACAGCGGCGCGGAGAUGGCGCGCAAGCUCGCCGAGGGCAAGUCGUACGGCCUGGGCUGGUUCGUGGGGCGGGACGGGCAGACGCACUGCGGCGUGGACCAGGAGGAGCUGACGAGCAACUACAAGCACGGCGUGGACUAUUCACAGCGGAACCAGCCGUGGAACAUGCAGUGGGAUGUUCUGUGAAGGCCGAGAGCUGGCUGGCGGUUUUCAGUUAGGG
This is a messenger RNA of Purpureocillium takamizusanense, 3059 nucleotides long. RefSeq lists its product as uncharacterized. The coding region runs from base 290 to 3025 and encodes 911 amino acids. The transcript has a single exon. The record is from RefSeq and is a predicted model, not a curated record. Lineage: Eukaryota; Fungi; Ascomycota; Sordariomycetes; Hypocreales; Ophiocordycipitaceae.